Messenger RNA from Platichthys flesus (European flounder), 399 nucleotides. RefSeq names its product matrilin 1 (gene matn1). The record is from RefSeq and is a predicted model, not a curated record. Bases 85 to 399 code for a protein of 104 amino acids. The transcript has 3 exons. Lineage: Eukaryota; Metazoa; Chordata; Actinopteri; Pleuronectiformes; Pleuronectidae.
UCCCUUCGUCCUGCUCUGUCGCUCUCUACCUUCUCACUCCAGGACCGUCCUCGCGUUUAGUCGGUCACCCCCGUCGCUGUCACCAUGACGCCUACCCCGCCGCUGUUCAUGCUGCUGCUGCUCGGGCUAAUGGGAGCUCAAGCCACCGUAGACCUCCGCAACGCCGCCGCCAUGGCGGCAGGUUUGUGCAAAACCCGUCCCACAGACAUCGUGUUCAUCGUCGACAGCAGUCGCAGCGUUCGCCCUGCAGAGUUCGAGCAGGUCAAGGUCUUCCUGGCCAAGGUCAUUGAGGGCCUGGAUGUCGGACCCAACGCCACCCGUGUGGGAGUUGUCAACUACGCCAGCCGGGUCAAGAACGAGCUCAUCAGUGAAAGUUUGAACCGCGUCACGGUGACGUAG